This is a messenger RNA of Thamnophis sirtalis, 2816 nucleotides long. NCBI's taxonomy places the organism in Eukaryota, Metazoa, Chordata, Lepidosauria, Squamata, Natricidae. The record is from RefSeq and is a predicted model, not a curated record.
CAUUAAUGGUUUCGUCUUUGGGAACCUCCCUGAGGUCACGAUGUGUGCCGGAGAUCGGGUCGCAUGGCAUCUCUUUGGGAUGGGCAGUGAGAUUGAUGUCCACACUGCCUUCUUCCACGGACAGACGCUGAUCAGUCGAGGACACCGGUCUGACGUGGCCUCCCUUUUCCCAGCAACCUUUGUGGCAGCUGAAAUGGUCCCUCACAAUGUUGGGAAAUGGCUGUUGACCUGCGAGGUCUCUGACCACUUGCAAGCGGGAAUGGAGGCUCUCUAUGAAGUCAAGCAUUGCUCCUAUCAGGGUUCAGUACCUGCCCUCAGCGGGAAACUACGGCAAUACUACAUAGCAGCCAAAGAAGUGCGGUGGAAUUACGGGCCUUCUGGACUAGACCCAGGUACAGGGAAACGCCUGCAUGAGCCAGACAGUUUCUCACAGCUUUUCUUUAAGGAAAAUGCCAGUCAACUUGGAGGGACAUAUUGGAAAGCCAAAUAUGUUGAAUAUACGGAUGGGACUUUUCGUGUGGAGAAAGAGCAGACGGAGGAAGAAAAGCACCUCGGGAUACUUGGUCCAGUGAUCAAAGCCGAAGUAGGUGACACCAUUCAGGUCAUGUUUGCCAACAAAGCCUCAUGGCCUUUCAGCAUCCAGCCCCACGGUGGACUUUAUGGAAAGCCGUGGGAAGAAGCCCCACACCAGGAUGACCUGCUCAAAAAUGGAGCAUCCGUCAAGCCAUUUGCCAACUUCACAUAUCUCUGGGUGCUACCACCACAUGUUGGCCCCACAGCCUCUGACCCUCCCUGCCUGACCUGGAUGUAUUCUUCUGCAGUGGAUCCCACAAGAGACACCAACUCUGGCUUAGUGGGGCCCUUACUCGUCUGUCGGCCUGGCACGCUCAAUGAGAGAAACCAGCAGAAAGGCAUUGAUAAAGAGUUUUACCUUUUGUUUGGUGUGUUUAAUGAAAACCUAAGCUGGUAUCUGAAUACAAAUCGGAAGGAUCUGAAAUACAGACUGGGGAAAGAAGAACUGGUUGAGGAUCACAUCUUCAAAGAGUCCAAUAGAAUGCAUGCCAUCAAUGGAUUCCUCUUUGGAAAUUUGCCCCUCCUGGAGAUGUGCAAAGGAGAUACCGUAUCCUGGCACCUGCUGGGCUUUGGCAGUGAAACCGACAUUCAUGGGGUUGUUUUCCAAGGAAACACCAUCCUGAGGAAUGGGAUGAGGCGAGAUACAGCCAGUCUCUUCCCUCACACCUUUGUCACAGCCCUCAUGCAGCCCGAUAACCAAGGCACUUUUGGUGUUUACUGUCAGACCAGCAACCACUAUCAGAAUGGAAUGAGAGGCAGAUACUCUGUUCGGCAGUGUGGGGAAAAGGCCUAUUUUCCAAACCGACAGUAUGGGACCGUGAGGACCUUUUACAUCAUGGCGGAGGAGACGGAGUGGGACUACGCUCCAGACCGCAGCUGGGAGUCGGAAAGGCACAACAGCUCAGGAGAGGAAAGGCAUGGCGACAUAUUCCUCAACCGUGAGAAUGGACGACUGGGCUCCCGAUACAAGAAAGUUGUUUAUAGGGAAUAUACAGACGGGACAUUCAAGACCCCGAAGAAGAGAACAGAUGCUGAGCAACAUCUGGGGAUACUAGGUCCCUUUAUUUGGGCAGAAGUGGGAGAUGUGCUGAAUAUAGUUUUUAGGAACAAUGCCACGCGGCCUUACUCCAUUCAUGCCCAUGGAGUCCUGGAAAAGAACCACAGGGACUCUAACACAGCAGUGCCAGGAGGAAUUGUAACCUAUCAAUGGGAUGUUCCCGAAAGAUCUGGUCCAGGACCAAACGAUUCAGCCUGUGUGAGUUGGAUCUACUAUUCCACAGUGGAUCGUGUCAAGGAUUUGUACAGUGGCCUCGUUGGGCCCCUGAAAGUUUGUCAUAAAGGGAGCCUGGAUUCCAACGGGAGGAGGAAAGGCGUGAGCAAGGAAUUUGCCCUCCUCUUUUUGGUUUUUGAUGAAAAUCAGUCUUGGUACCUUGAGGAGAACAUGAAGAUUUAUAUCCAAGGGGAUUGGAAUCGUUCCCACCAGCAGGACGAAGAAUUUAUGGAAAGCAACAAAAUGCAUGCAAUCAAUGGUAAAGUAUAUGCAAACUUGCCCGGGCUGGAGAUGUGUGAAGGAGACUGGGUGAACUGGUAUCUGCUGGGAAUGGGCCAGGAGAUUGACGUGCACACCGUUCACUUCCAUGCAGAGACAUUCACCUACCGGAUGCAGAAAAGUGCAGAUACCAUACAUUCAAAAUUACAGCAGAAACUGCCGAAGAGGCACCUGUGGGUCCUUCUGAAGAGGAGCAUGUGGAAGCUUCUGAAGAGAAAAUCUCCCAUGAGAUCGUUUUGUUUGGCUCAAGGCUAGUCCAGGGACAUGUAGAAGCAGCCAUUGUGACUCUUGCGGUUGCUGGAGUGGUGCUCUUCAUCACGGCCAGUGUUCUUCUUGGUGUGAUCGUCCACCUCAAGAGACAAAGGAGGUUGAGACGCAACAAGCGGUCUAUAUUGGAUGAAAGCUUCAAACUGAUGCGUAGUCAAAAGCAUGAUCUUUAGCAAAGAACGGAAGAGGCCUUGGGAGUUUCUAAGCCAGGCAGUAGUAAAAAUAGCCCAGAAUAGGAUUCAGCAAUCAUUUUCUGAAAAUUCACUAAGAAAUUUUACUCGUAAGUCCUUCUGCCUAUGAUAUCCACUCUUCAUUUUAAGGUUUCCGGUAUCCCAAGCCUCAGAUUGAUUCCCAGCAGUGAUGAAAUUCAAUUUUUGAUUUACUACCGGUUCUGUGGGCGUGGCUUGGUGGGCAUGGCAGGGGAAGG